Molecule: messenger RNA, 1362 nt
Organism: Nannochloropsis gaditana CCMP526
Exons: 5
Coding region: 1-1362 (453 amino acids)
Source: RefSeq, a predicted model, not a curated record
AUGCCGCCGUCGCCACCGCCCUUCUCGCCUGGCGGCCUUGGCAUACGUAAAUCCCUUCUGCUCUUCACCGGCGUUCUUCUCAUCUCCGCCGUCUUUAUCCUCAACUCAACGCCCCCUUCCCUCCCUCUUCUCCGGCCGCCUCCUCCUCCUCCUGUCGAUACCUCCCUCUACACAAACUUCACGACCGCGCUCAUCCUCCCGGAGCCCCACGAAGACUGGGUUUCCUUCGAAAGAUCCGCGGCCCCACGCUUUUUCACGCACCAGGAACUUUACACUCUUCCCCCUCCCCCGUCCUCGCCGUCCUCCUCCCUCCCCGCCUCUUCCUGCGUCGACAGCGGACUCCCUUCCCAUUGUUGUCUCGGAGCUUUCUCUCUGGCCGGUCUCAUGGUGUGGGACAGCAUCGCGUGCGCCAACGCCAAUUUUCUCAGUUAUCAACUCCCCCAUACCUCGCCCUCCCUCCCGUCCUCGACCUCCCCCGGCGCCUCGGGGUUGGGAAGGUACCGGGACAUGGGUGAUGUGUUGGGAGGGCUGGGAAACCGGACGUUGACCAUAUGGGGCGAUUCGGUGGCGAGUCAACAUGCGCACGCCAUGGAAUGUUCGUGGCUUCGGUCGGGGAAGGCGGAGACGGUCCGUUACGAGAAACUUGAUUUCAAUCGGAUCUUCAAGAAGAAGGAGGAAGGGGGCGGUUUCAAUCGCGCAGGAACGUAUGGCACGAACGCCCUGUACACGUGGCAAACGCGCCUGCGGGCACGCGGAGGAAGCGAGGGGGAGGGAGGAAAGGAGGUGGAGGAAAAAGGAGUAGAGGGGACGAUGAAGCUGUACCUGACGUACCGGCCGUUGUUGAACGAGAGCGCGGGCCUGUUGGCAGAGGCAGACGUGCUAGUCGUCAACUUCGGCCUCCAUUACCUCAUUGAUAAACGGGAGGAAUACAAGCUGGAAAUGAGGGAGAUGCUGCGGGCCCUGGCGCCUUUUGGGAGGAACGAGCAGAAGCGAUUGAUUUGGAGGGAGACGUCAGCCCAGCACCACUUCAACGAGGGCGGGGAGUUUCCGUUGACCAUCGACCCGGAACGUUUCGGGGUUUCGCGGAAAGAUUACGUGGCGACCAUGAACCGGUGUUUUCCCAUUCACUUUGGGCCGUACAUCCACCCCCAGUGGCGGGAUAAGCUCCUCUUGGCCUUGGCAGCGGAGGAAGGGUGGGAAGUGAGGUUCCUGGACGGGUACGACGGAAGGGGGGGCGAUGAGUUUGGAAGGGAGGAGGAGGGAGGAGGGAUGGCGGAGCCGCGGGGGCCUCGACGAGGGCAAGGGAGGGGCCAGGGAUGCGGUGAGAAGGAAGGUUCGGGCGUGGAGGAUGUGAGGGUAUGA